GUUUUCUUCUCUGUGCCUCCUCAAUCUUCUGGGUACGGAGUGGUGUUGAUUGCGCUGGGGGAGAUGCAUCAUCUGUGGAUUGUCCUGACUGGGCUUGUCUUGUGGAGUUGCAGCACAGCACUGUCAGCUAGAACAGGCAAGAACAGACAGCGAUCGAAAGCAAAGGAUGAACCUGUGGGCCCCCGGGAGCAUGCUGGAGCGGAUGAAGCCAAUGAAAGGGAGCCUGAAGGGGCUUCAGGGACAGAUUUCUUGGCUGAUUUUGCUGGAAAAAAGCGUUUAUGGGUGAUCACCGCCCCGUCCUACAGCGAUAACUACUUGCGCAUGAUGCAGCAACAGAUCCAGGAGUCCGAGGGGCUGAACUGUCGACUAGCUGAAAGGGACACCCUCAUUGUGACCAUCAUUCAGAACGCCAUGAUGGAGGGCAAAAUCCGACACACGACCAUGCAGGGGCAGGCCACAGAGGAAGCCAUGGACCCAGACAUGGUGACCAAACUGCUCCAUUACUUGGAGGUAGAACACCAAACCUUCUCCAUGUUGAUCCUGAAGAAGAACCUGAAGGUCAGUGAGAGGUUUCCUUACCCGGUGCGCGUUGAGGCCGUUUUGGAAGUCAUUGAUCAGCUCCCCGUACGCAAGCUAGAAAAGAUCACCAGGAAGGGGUUAGUUCAGAGAUGCAAGAUCACUAAGAAGCGGUUAGUGGUGAAGAUGUCAAAUCCUAACAAGAGAAGGCUCUUCAGUUCCCAGAAGCAAGGCAAUGUCACAUCCGUUGUGCCUUCACCACAACAAGCUGCAGACAAAAAAGCAGUAAUCAGAGACAAAGUUAAGGACAUCCUCAGUGGACGCUUCAGAUUUGUCAUCCGUAAAAAGCCAGAGAGCUCCAGUGGAGGCAAGUCAUCCAAUGCAACAAAAUCCUCUGCAAAUGAGGAGGUGAAGGAGCCUGAGAGCCAAAAAGAGAGCACAGAAGGUCCGGAUAAAGUGGGGAAUAAACGUGACUCUGCAUCUAAAGUGGAUAAAGGAAAUGACAAAGUGAGCUCAGGAGUGUUCACGGUAGAUGAGGACAGCAAAGGAGAGCAAAAAGUUGAGAAUUCAAAAUCCAAAAAGAAAGGCAAGGGAAAGAAGAAGAAGGGGAAAAGAGGAGGGAAGGCAUCACAACGAGACAGUAAAGACAAGGCAGCGCUCAAAGAGUUUAUAGAAAAACUAAAAGGCAAAAGAAGACUUCUUGUCAUUUCUUCCCCCAGUGAUGUCUCGAGUCAGUAUAUUCAACAGAGGGAUGAAAAUGAGCUACACAGCUGUGACUUUGCCCUGCGGAAGGUUACGGUGCUGGCUAUCCUGGGUUCAGAGCACAACCCCACAUUGCGCCUGCAGCACUAUCAGCAAGAUGGAGAUCCACAACUGGCUUCACUGCCGGACAACUUUAAAAAUCCUGACUUAAUCAGCCAGAUCCGUAAGGAAUAUGGGCUGGUUUCCAGGCAAUACUCCAUGGUGGUGACUGAUUAUGACAUGAAGCCUAACCUCCAGAAGGUGUUUGACUUGCCCACAGCCCCAUCAAACAUUAUAAAUUACAUCGAUAACCUCCAGUCACGGCAGCUGGAGAAAGAGCAGGAGAAGAAAGCUCCUUCACCCUGCGCACCGUCUGAGAAAAACACUGAGGCAGAGAACUCACUUCUCAGGUUCACGUCCCAAAGAAGACUUUUAAUCAUCUCCGCCCCCACUGAGGAGGACUACUCUCUUCAUCAGCAGCUUCAAGGUCUUAAUGGACAGGAGUGCCCAAUGGGUAUCCGUCAUUUUGCUUUGUUGAAAUUGGUGGGAAAAGGUCCUGCAGCUUCAGGCACCGUUGAGCUGUUUCCACUAAAUGGCAGAAGCCAGACUGAAAGGGAACAACUUUCUCAGGAUGUAGUGAAGAAUUUGAGAGAUCAGCUGAAGAUCAACAGGGACUACUUCAGUAUGCUCGUCGUGGGUAAGGAUGGUGAUGUCAAAGCAUGGUUUCCCUCCCCGGUGUGGUCCAUGGAUAAUAUCUAUGACCUAGUGGACUCCAUGGAGUUACGUCAACAAGAAGAAAAGCUGCAACACACCCUUGGCAUUCACUGUCCAGAAGACAGUGGUGGUGGUGGAGGAGGUGGCAGUUUCCUUGGAUAUCCAGAAGAGACUGAGGACAGCUAUCUGUACCGUCGAUCAGAGGACUAAAUGCAGUUUUCACGCAAACACAUAUAAAAGCAUGCAGCUCAUAGAAAAAACUAUGAGAAAAAGUAUCUGAAUCACUUGGAAUGAUCUGAUUUCUGUUUUAAAAGCUUCUUAAAUGUGAUCUAAGUCAUAAUUAAUAAAGACAGUCUUAGUUAACAGAUAACUGUGGCUUACGCCCAUCCCCUGAGCCCCGAUGACGGCCACGAGACCCGGCAGGAAGCCGGGGGCCCGAACUCUGAGCCCAAUCAAAACCCCACGAAGAUAGCAGGGAGAGGAUAAGAUCUACGAGGGAGUAGGGAGUGGCACACAAGCCCCAAGCCCCAUUCCCUGGGCAUCGCCUCCGGUCCCGCGGCUGUCAUUGGGGCCCAGGGGACGUCCGCGUGCCACAAUAACAUUCACAACAUUGCAUAUCUUUAUGUUUUCAACAGCCAAAGUUAUUGAUAGAAAGCCUGUGACCAUGUAUUUAGUAACCUGAGCCUUCUUUAUUGCCAGUAACCACAAGCAACCGCUUUCUAAAACUGCUGAUCAGCUGUUUCAGUUCAUAUAUAUUUUGGGAUGUCUUUCUUGAACAGUGAAAAUGUGGAAUUCCUUCUGUUCAAGCCACUUUAGAUUUGAUUUAUUUCUAUGUUUUGGACCUGCAUGACCCGGCUUCUUUUGAGGUUUUGAUCACCUGACAGCCUGCUGCAGAAUUUCUUUGCAGUUCAUUUGUCCUUCACUGACUGCGAGCUAUUCAGACCUUGAGGCACUAAAAGAACCCCAUUAGAACUCCGUGCUCCACCCAUCCAGCUUCAUAACAGAGAUGAGGUGUUGAAGUUCAUGUGUAGUGUUUUGUUUUUUCCAAACGACACUGAUUUUUAGAGCUUGGCCUUCAGUUCGGGGAUGAUUAUCGAAAAGCCCUUUUACAAUAAUGCCAAUUUUCAUGACUGUUCUAAAUUAAACAUGCAUAUUUGAAGCUUGUUAAAGACAUUGUAUACUUUUCUCUGAAGCUUGCAGCACAAAAUGCUAUUUAUUUUCCUCUUAAUCUGGUUAGACUGUAGCUGGAAGGCCUAGAGUCACAUUUUUUCUCAUGAAAUUGAUCUCAGCCACUGAAAACUAACACAUGAUUGGCUGAUUCCUGUGCCACAUCAUAAUUAUGUUGCUGGUUAAUCUAACAUGUAUGACCUGCUGUCCAGCUCCUGAUGGCCUAAACAAUGGGAACGCUAUCUUAGCUGUUAGCUUAGCCCAAAAGUCACAUGGAAAACCUGGAAAGAACAAUUUUGCAUAUUUACAUUGGCCUUUUCAAGCUCUUACACCUUUUAUUUCCAAAAAAUGAAAUAAGAGUAUUACUGCAAUACCUACAGAGUUUAAGUACAACAGUUUAAUGACGGUAUUGUAGCAUCAGCAGACAAAACCCAGAGUCUUGAUAUUUUUUCCCUUCAGAAAAAGCUCUUUAUCAAGACAGCAGGCAGAGAAGGGAAGUAACACAUGGGGGAACUGAGGGGAAGGUCAUCAGCAGCAAAGCACCACACAAAGUGGUCAAACACACUAGCUAACCCUGUAUGAUAAACCCAAGCCAAAACAUGCACCACAUUCAACGGCAAAACAACAUAUGGUGCCUUAAAUUUAAGCAAAUAUGGCUGCGGAGAGACGCACAGCAUUCUGGGUGUGCUGUACAUGCUCCUCUCCACUCUUCCACUUGGCCCAAACCUUAAGUCAAGUGCCACAUUACCAAAUAAAAAAGAUCUUUUUGUUCAUUUCUGGAUAUCAUUAAGCCUUCUCAGAUGACCCAGAUGGCCCUGAGGGUUCCCCACUGUAACAUGUAAGGUGUGUAUGCAGGUCCUCAGCUGUCCGUAAAGAUAUGGAACUGUAAUAUGCUGUAUAAGUUGUAAAUAAAACUCAUAAUUAAGA
Messenger RNA from Pygocentrus nattereri (red-bellied piranha), 4065 nucleotides. It is a transcript of the gene ccdc80l2, whose product is annotated as coiled-coil domain containing 80 like 2. Lineage: Eukaryota; Metazoa; Chordata; Actinopteri; Characiformes; Serrasalmidae. The record is from RefSeq and is a predicted model, not a curated record. The transcript is spliced from 7 exons. Bases 64 to 2181 code for a protein of 705 amino acids.